This is a messenger RNA of Ruditapes philippinarum (Manila clam), 1580 nucleotides long. RefSeq lists its product as uncharacterized. The record is from RefSeq and is a predicted model, not a curated record. NCBI's taxonomy places the organism in Eukaryota, Metazoa, Mollusca, Bivalvia, Venerida, Veneridae.
AAUUCGAUGAAAGGAUAAGAUUGACCAGACGUAUAUGUAUACUUGGUUGGAUAAUGCUGAUUAUCUCGAUAGUUUCCAUAGUGGUUGGUCUUGCAUCCGUCUCAGUAACGGAAUCACAAAGGGAAUUUCCUUUCACUGCUGGCGGAGCAAUGAUUGCGGGAAUACCGGCAAUGAUACUGUCGUGUUUUCCAAUGAAAAUUUAUAGUGAGGACAAAAAAUCACUCGGAGGCUACACGUCAGGUUGUUUUGAGUGUUGCACAAUACUAAUGGUGGUGUGGUUUAGUGUAACUGUAUUAGCCAUUACUUUAGGGUUUGGACUUUCUGGGAUAUAUGGUGUCGUUGCAUGUUCAGAUUAAGAAUUGAAGCUCGAAGUAUGCUCCAGUGCUGCUGAAUCCAAAAUGGCAAUCUCUAUUGUGACAAUAAUACUAACUUUUAUCUUAUUCGUGUUAUCAUUGGCAAUAUUUUUCACAUGUUGUUGUAACGCUGCAACAUUUGGUAUGCCGCUACUAACAAGUGGUGAUACUUUCUAUGGGUUUAACAAUAUUUCCAUACAACCAGAUAGUAACUCCGACCGAACAAGUAAUACCGAACAAUCGAAUGACAUCGCACGCAUGCGUCACAGACAACUGCAGGAACUUGCUAUACAGGAAGCAUUAGCUGAUUUGAAUAGAAUUAAUGACAAUAAUAGGGCUUUAAGAGAGUCCUCUGCUCCAGAUAUAAGUAAUGCUAGGCGGCAACUUUCGGACGUUUUUGUGACAGAAAUAACCAGUCCACAUUCUUCAGAUUUGAUUGAAAGUCGAUAUGAUGAUCUACCACCGUCAUAUGACGAAGUAAUGAGAAUGUAAGAACCUGACAGAACCGGUACAGGCCGGACUAUCUAGUUAAAGAGAAACAAUUGGAACCUCUGGGCUGUUAUCUCUCAUGCCCUCGGACUUACCACGUGGUUUUAGAUGUAUACAAAAACAGAGGAUGUUAUCUUCGAUAAUGUAUAACGAAUGUAUAUAUUUGACAUCCAAAAGAAAAAUAAAGUCUGAUUCGGUAAAAUGAUGAUUGAAAAUAUGUCUGAUAAUCAUAGUAAGUUGAAGAUGCCUUUUGAUGUACAGGUAUAAUCAAAUCCGAAUAAUUGUCAUUAUUUUGUACUUGCAGUUUCUAUUAUCAUAAUAAUAAGUAUAAAAAUAAUGUACUGUUUACGUUUGUAUCUAUAAGUUUGCCUCAUUUACGUGGACAUUUACCAAAACUAAGUCAGUAGCUCCUAGCGUUAAAUUACUAAUUAUUUACAUUCAUGUAUUAAUUUUAACCGAAAUACCUUAUCAAGGGCCGAGAAGAUGCGAUUGUGAUAGAAACUGCUUAUUUCAGUAAAAAAGGGUUUUAUAUAUCAAAAUAAACGUUUUAGAAAUUAUUUGCAGUGUCACAACAUUUUUAUCCAAGAUUACUGCCAUUAGCUUCAUGUACAUAAGGACAUUUAAAUAAUAUUUUAGUGACAUACAAUUUUAAAAUGUUUUGUUAGAUUUUUUUUCCAAAUUAUACUAACCGUUUAAAUAUGAUCAUUUGACGUUUUUUUAAUCCCAUUUCUUUAAAUA